Messenger RNA from Panonychus citri (citrus red mite), 6920 nucleotides. RefSeq names its product zinc finger SWIM domain-containing protein 8 homolog. Bases 183 to 6191 code for a protein of 2002 amino acids. Gene Ontology annotation, molecular function: zinc ion binding. Lineage: Eukaryota; Metazoa; Arthropoda; Arachnida; Trombidiformes; Tetranychidae. The transcript has 4 exons. The record is from RefSeq and is a predicted model, not a curated record. Gene Ontology annotation, cellular component: Cul2-RING ubiquitin ligase complex.
UCGCUUCUUUAUUGAAACAAAUUCUCUCAUUGGGAAAAUUUUGUUUCUUUUUCAUCAAUUUUUUCAUCCUCAUUGUGAUUGUUUUUUUCGUCUAUUUUGUGUUGAUUAGUUUAAUUAGUGUUGAUAUUUUCUAAUAGUAUUUAAUAAUUUAUUCUUUAUCAUUGACUCCUGGUUUGUUGGAGAUGCUAGAAGAAGAUGAUUCCUUUGAAGAUUCUGAAAGGUUUGAGGAUGAAUCCAUCUGCUCAGCCAGUGAUCAUGAUCCAGCAUCAACAAACCAUUGGAGGGGCUGGAAGAGAGAUACCAGCUUACCUGUUUGGCCUCCACAUCCAAAAACUUCGGGUGAAUUAGCUAAACAAUCGGUGUUACCCUUGGUUGAAAUUGCUGCUAAAGAGGUUGCAUGUCAUAUUCCCUUUGAGAUUGUGGAACAUUUUUAUCCACCCAUACCAGCUGAAUUACAAUUACGAAUUGCUUUUUGGUCUUUUCCCGAAUCAGAGGAAGAUAUUCGUCUUUACUCUUGUCUUGCAAACAGUAGUGAUCUUGAAUUUAUGAAAGGGGAAACUUUGGUUAAACAAGGAUGUGUUCGAGAACUUCUACAAAUUGGUUUCCAUUUAAGUGCUACCAUUAUUCAAGGUCAAAUGCCAAGUUCACACAAAGGAUCUUAUAAUGUUGCGGUCACUUUUGAUCGUCGUAGAAUUACAACUUGUAAUUGUACUUGUUCCAGUUCAGCGUCUUGGUGUUCACACAUAGUUGCAGUUUGUCUAUUUCGUAUUUAUCAACCAAAUCAAGUUCGCCUUCGAGCUCCUGUUUCUGAAUCACUUUCUAGACUUGAACGCGAUGAAUUGCAAAAAUUUGCACAAUAUUUGAUUAGUGAAUUACCACAGCAAAUUUUACCAACAGCUCAACGACUUCUCGAUGAUUUACUCUCCAAACAAAGUACUGACAUUAACAAGUUCAGCGGGGCUCCCGAUCCAACCGCUGGUGCUUCAAUAAAUGAUCAAACAAGUUGGUGGUUAGAUGAAUCUCAAUUACAUGAAAAUAUUCGUAAAAUUUUGGUUAAAAUGUCUACCCCAAUGCCGAUUGUUUUUAGUGAUCCUAAUUAUCUUCAAUUAAGUUUACCUUCGGUAGCCGUUGAAUGGGCAAGUUGGCUUAGACCUUUAAGAGCUCGAGAACCUGAAGGAAUGUGGAAUUUACUGGCAAUCGUUUUAGAACUUUUCAUGCGAGGUGAUAGAAAUGCUGUACCUUUGUUGAAAAUUUUAACCGAAGAGGUUUUAACCCGUCCUCAGAUAGUCGCUUGGUGGUUUCAAACCAAGAUGUCUCUAAAUUCAGGAUACUCGGGUCAUAAUAAUCGUAACAACAUUCAAAGUAAUACUCAUGCAUCUCAACAUGCGUGUACAAGCAUUUGCGAUGAGAUUGUAUCCCUUUGGAGAUUAGCUUGUCUUAAUCCCGGAUUAACUCCAAAUGAUCGAGAUCUUUUUCACAAACAACUGCGAGAAUGGCAUAUCACAACUUUAGAGACAAUUUGGAAAACUCGUCUAUCCAAUUCAAAUAAUAAUAAUGGGAACAACAAUUUCCACAAGAAAUCAGACUUUGAAAGUUUCCCUGGCUUUAAACCCGCCAUGGAAGCUUGUCUUCUUGAUUGGGAAGAUUAUCAAAUUCCUGGUGUUACUUACUCUGAAGAUCCGGUUCGCUCAUGGUAUUGUCCAUGUCCUCACAUUCAUAAAUGGAGAGAGUUGGUUAGUGAAGAGAAAACUAAACCAAGGCUUCCAGAAAAUUGUUCUAAUAAUAGUUGUAAUGUUAAGAAAGAAUCUCUUGUAAAAAGAAAUGGUCAUGAUUCUGAGAAUCGACGACCACAGCCAACCUCAGCUACACAACCAUCAACUUCACCUCCACCCUCAUCAUCUUCAACCCCGACAAAAUGUGAACAAUCAUCCCCUUCAUUACCAUCACAACAAACGACACCAUCAGAUUCACAAUCAAUUUCAUCAACAUCAACACCAUCAGUAAACAAUUCACAACCACAAUUGACAUCAACCACUGGUAAAGAAACAUCAUCAACCUCAACUAAUAGUAAACCAAUUUCAGAAUCAACUUCAAUUAUAACAUUAGGCGAGGAACAAAUUAGAGUAACAAUUAAAUCUAUGACUGAUCCAUUGGAGAUUUUAUUAGCUCGAACAGAGGCUUUACAUGCUCAUGGAUUUAUGCAAGAAUCUUGUCACCUUGCGGUUCUACUGGCUGAAGAAAUGUUAAUUAAUCCUCCUAAUUUAUUAUUAGACUUACCCAAUCCUCCUUCUCGUAAUAAGAAGAUACGUCGAUUUAAUCCAGCUUGUCAUCAAAUCAGUUUAUUAGCUUCGGCAACCAUGACAAAGGCCGCUUUCCUUUGUCAAGUGCUCUCCGAGAAUGUAAAUUAUCAUCAUUUAGCAUUUAAAAUCGGUGUCUUUGGACUUGAGUUGGCUCGACCUCCGGCCUCAACCAAGGCUUUGGAGGUGAAAUUAUUUCAUCAAGAACAAGAAUUAGUUAAUCUGCUUAAAAAGAUACCCUUGAAAGACGCUGAACUUGAUAUUCUUCGAGUAAAAGCUGAAAUUCUGAGUCAAGGAAAUUACCGAGCUCGUGGUGAUGCAGCUCUACCUAUCGCUCUGGCAAACUACAUCUUCGAUGCUUUGGUUUAUAGUGCCUCCCCUUGGUCUCAUGAUUCAUUCAGUUCUCCAACCCCUCAACCUUGUGUCAUUUUAUGCGAAAGGAAACAAAGUGACGAACUUCUUGGACUAGAAGCAUCUAUUUCUGCUCUCGGGAUGAAAGCGAAUGUCUCAGAGGCAGAACAUCCACUUUUAUGUGAAGGAACUCGCAAACAAAGGGGAGAUUUUAUCGUAGAGCUACUAGUUCAUUAUCGAGAUGAAGUUGAUAAAUUAAACAAAAUUAUGGACAAAGUACUUGAUCAAGAAGUACAUCAAUUGUACAAAAAUCCACCUCCUGGUUCAUCUGUAAAUAAUCAAAAUGCUAAUAAUAGUAACAAUAACAACUCUGUUAAUAAUAAUAGUAAUAAUAAUAAGUAUAACAUCAACACCGGAAGUCCAAGUGGUGUAACCUCACCCUCAGGAUCACCAAAUGUAGAUUGUAAUAAUAAGACAAGUAAUCUUGAAAUUGCUUCAACCUCUGGCCAAGUUACUACAACAACUACUGAAACCAUGGGUCCUGUGACAAACUCAGAGGAACCAAAUGAUUGUCAAUCAAUCAAAAAGACGUCAACAGAAAUGAAUGAUGAAGAAGGAGCCAUUGAAGAAGGAGCAGCAGCAGCGGUAGUACCAAAAACAUCAUUUCCAACCUCUGAAGGUAAUUCACAGCAACCACCACAACCCUCGUCAUCAUCAUCGUCAUCAUCAUCAACUACAACCACAACAACAACAAUCGAACCUCGUAAAAUCGGCCCUUCAGAUCGUCGCAAUUCAGACGGUGAACGAAGUGAAGGAGCUACUAGUCCAAGUUGGGAUGAGAGUUUCAAAGCUUGGGAAGCUCGUUUUAGAUGCAUUAACUUUAAAACUAACAAGAAACAACAUUCUAUUGGUAUGGCGAGUAUUGACUCAUCGGCACCCGAGACAACAUCAAGUGACAAUUCACCAACAGUUGUCCGUCGAUCUUUAUGGGUUCGUUCAGGAAGUGAUUCGGGUUCAAGUGGAGAGUCAAGUGAUUCUUUCGCCUCAAGUUCAUCUGGAGAUAAAAAUUUGAAAAACAAAAUGUCAACCACUUCAGCAUCCAAUUUAUCAUCAGCAGCGGGCGUUGCGUCAACAUCUUCCAACGCUAAUCGAGAUAUGCACAAUUCAUCAUUACCUUCAAAUUCACGAGUCACCUUAACUACUCGUAUGAACGCUUGUUCAAUAAAUGAUAAUAACAACAGUAAGGUCAACACAUCGGCACCAACAACAACAGCAACACCAUCAUUAGCAUCGUCAUCAGCACCAGCAGCUCCUCUUGCACCCUCAUCAUCAUCAAAUACGCUCAAUAAUAACAAUUGUACACCUUCAUCAACCAUUGGGACCUCUAAACAUUCACGUUCAUUCAAAGGAAGGGUAAGAAUGUACCCAACUGUACCUAAUCAACCAAGUGAAGCUUCAUCAUAUUUUAUGCAUGAAUUGGCUAAAACCAUAUUGGAAAAGGCUGGUGGUAGUUCAACAUCAGCUGUUCUAUUUUCUCAAUCAACUGUUAACCAGAAUCAUCAGACACCACAUCGUAAUCUUCACAUGUGUGCCCUAAAGAUUGCCCUUUACUCCUUAGGUUUACAUAAUGCAGUCUCACCUAAUUGGCUUUCCCGAACAUACUGUCAUCAUGUUUCUUGGAUAACCAAUCAAACGGUUGAAAUUGGUGCACAAGCGAUUAACUUUUUAAUUGAUACCUGGGAAGGUCAUUUAACUCCAGCCGAAGCAGCGACUCUUGCUGAUCGAGCGUCAGGUUGUAAUGAUCCGAUAACCAAGAAAGCAGCAUCCAAAUUGGCUCUUUCUUGUCUUCCUCAGGCACAAGCUCUCAAUCCAACAGAAAUUCAUAGAGCAAUUUUACAAUGUAAAGAAUCAAGUGAUUCUAUGCUCCAGGAAGCCUGUCUUGCUGUUGAAACGGCUGCUAAAGGCGGCGGUGUUUGUCCUGAAGUACUUUUCCAUGUUUCUCGUAAAUGGUACGAACUGUAUGAAGCUGCUUGUUCUGGUGAGACAAACAAUGAGAGUCGAUCCAAUUCACGUGAUCAUCGUAAUCGACCUCCUUAUGUACAAGCAAGUGUGGGUGAAUUUCAAGUUCCAAGUUCAAGUUCACCCAAUCCACUACACCAUCAUCACCAUCAUCAUCAUCAUGGUCAUAGUCAUCAUCAUCAUUCAUUUGGUGAUGUUUCUGGUAUCAAUGUUGUCACCUCUCUUUCACAAGAGCGUCUUGGUUACAAUUGUUCAUUAGGUAACUCAAUCAAUUCUGUUGGUGUUAAUAAUAAUACCGGUAAUCCAAAUAACAAUAUAAACAUGAUUAACAAUAACAAUAAACUUGGAUCCAACACUGGUAAUCCUAAUAUUGAUAAUUUUAUUAACAUGAGAUCAGCAAAUGGUUCAAAUGGUCAAAUGGUUUCCUUACCUCAGGGACCACUUCAAGUUAUCCAAUCCUUACCAUGUCCACCGCCACCUUAUGCACUGUCACCAGCAACCGCACCAUAUUCAUAUGGAUUUUUCCCUCAUGGAUUGGCAACCUUUCCACCGGGUCCACCAACUCUACCAUUUCAUCCAGCCUUUUUACAAACACCUCCAGGUUCAAAUCCAAAUUUCCACCAUCAAUAUCCUCCAGCCGCUUACUUUACAACAACACCACCACCAGCCAAUCCAAAUAAUGCUCAUUUCCGUAAUCAUUUGAAUCAUCCUCAUGCUGCUACUUUACUCAAUCCGGUAACUGGUCAAUCAAUUUUAUCCAACAUGAUAAUUGCACCGCAAGUAUCACAAAGGUUACCCCAAAUGAUAUCUGUAGCCGGAGGAAACGCCAGUGGACCAAUUGUCUAUCCAUUUGCCCCUCAGCAUGCUGGUCAUCCAUUUAUUUCUCAACAACAAGCUCUAAGUUUAGCCCAUCAACCUCAACUUCAACCACACCAACAGCUUACACAAAAGCAAUUGCUUUAUUUAUUAUCAGCUUACAGAGUCGCCAUUCUUGCAAUGGAGGCAUUGGGUCGUAAAAAUCACGACGAAAGACCAACGGCCAAAUUUGCUCGUAACCCAUCAUAUGAAGAUGAUGUUAAAUGGUUACUAGAAGUAGUUAAAAAAUUGGGUACAUCUUAUUUCCAAGACUUUUGUAUUUGUACUGUUAACAGUAUCACGAGUCCCUUUGUAUUGCUCGACAUCUUACAAGAUAUGGCCAAAUAUAUUUCACAAUCAUCAGCAAAUUCAAUGAAUAUAUCCAAUGCAUACAGAUCACCAAUUUUAGUCCCAUUAAUUCAAAAAUGUCAACAAAUGUUUGUUCAAGGAAUCUACGCCAAGUUAAAUAUCUCAGCUGCCAAGAGCGAUGCUGAAUCAGAGGAGUUUCUUAUUCUCAUUCGUCAAGCUCGUCAAGCAUUUUAUUUGACCGCUGGUGGACCUACUCAAUUUUCUGAUGUUAUACAAACAAUAAGACGAUCAAAGAAUUGUAAAAAAGAGUUAUGGCAAUUGGUCAGCAAUUAUUUACAAACCAACCCGAUGACCGUUUGAUGAUAGUUUUGCUUAGAAAUUUUUAAAAGAAAAACCAAAAGACUGAUUAAUCGAUUAUGGAAAUUUUUAAUUGGCAGAAAAAACCAAAUCCAACAUCAGAAAGAAGAAGCUGAAGUUUUUUUUCUAUUCACAAAAAGAAACAUUUUUUUGCAUCAUAAUCUAUGCGUGCACCUCACACAUGAGAAAAACUUUUGCAUAUCUAAUUCACUCACACUUAAAUUAUGUCAAUCAAUGUGUACACCCCCCGAUCCCAAUAUCAAUUAUUCUUUCUCUCCCUCUCUCUCGCUCUCUAUUUCGUGUGGUGGUUUAGGUAUUUUUUCAAGCUUUUGUCUUCCUUUGAUAAUUUUUACUCAUCGACAUUAAGUUGAGACUAUACACCAUCAUCUUAUUUUGAUCUCUUUCUCUUUCUAUUUCCGUUUUUUGUUCAUGUUAAACCCCCACAAAAGGUGAUUUUUGUAGACCAGUUUACUAUCUCUCUCUCUCUCUCUCUCUCAUUGUUCUUGGCAUUUCUAAUUUGAAUUGUCCCUCUAUCUUUUUCUUACUUACAUUUCGACGAUUUAAAACCUAAAUGGACAUUCAUGAAAUGACCACUCGAGAGCAAAGACAAUUUUUGCUUUCAUACUUUUUUGUUCUCAGUCAAACUCAAUCUUCUCAUAUCCCUUUCCCUUAUAAACAAAAAGACAAAUUCAAGAAAUAUCAAUUAUAAAUAUUAAAACAAUUCAAAUUAUU